AUGAGUUUGUGGACAGAUAAGAAAUUUUCUGACCUCGGUUUAACUUACUGGAUAACACGGCAAACAGAAAAGCUUGGUUUACGUCGACCGACACCGAUCCAGGUUGAAUGCAUCCCUCGCAUUCUGCAGGGACAGGAUUGUAUUGGUGCGGCAAAAACUGGUUCGGGGAAAACGUUUGCUUUUGCACUGCCAAUACUCCAGAAGCUCAGCGAAGAGCCGACGGCAAACUUUGCGCUUGUGCUUACCCCAACGCAUGAACUGGCUCACCAGAUAGCGGAACAGUUCAUUGUCGCAGGUCAACCAAUGAACGCACGUGUUUGUGUCGUAACUGGUGGAACCGAUCAUUUACUCGAAAGCCAACAACUACAGAAACGUCCACACAUUGUCGUAGCCAUGCCGGGAAGAUUGGCCGACCAUCUGACCGGAUGCAAUACGUAUUCGUUCGCGGCACUGCAAUUUCUGGUGGUCGAUGAAGCAGACCGAAUGUUGAGUGGAAGUUUCGACGACGACUUAAAGGUGAUCAACCGUUUCCUUCCGGCCAAACGACAAAAUUUGUUCUUUUCAGCCACACUGAAGGAUUUCCUAAAGACUUCGAUAGUGUUUCCAAUUCCGGACGAUGUGUUUGAAUGGUCUGAACAAUCGCAGGUGGCGACGGUGGAAACGCUUGACCAGCGUUACCUACUGUGUGCCGACUAUGAUCGUGAUACCGUGCUGGUGGAAGCAUUGCGCAAAUACAAGGAGGAAAACGAAGAUGUGAGCAUUAUGAUCUUUACCAAUUCUAAAAAAGAUUGUCAAAUUCUGUCCAUGGCGUUGAACUCGUUCGGGUUUGACAACGUAUGUUUGCACGGAUUUUUACGACAAAAGCAACGCGUGACGGCACUUAAUAAGUUCAAAUCCAAACACGUGCGAAUAAUGAUCGCAACCGAUGUGGCCAGUCGUGGGCUAGAUAUACACGACGUACAACUGGUAAUGAACCAUCGGCUACCGAAGAAACCGAUCGAAUACAUUCACCGGGUUGGUCGUACAGCGCGCGCCGGCCGGUCUGGGAUGGCGAUAACGAUUUUACGUUUCCCCAGGGAUUUAGAGGCUCUCGGAGAAAUCGAGGGUCUCAUCAAUACAAAAUUGACCGAAUAUUCGGUAGAUGAUCGCCUUGUGCAGCGUAUAUUCAUGCAAGUGAAGGUAGCCCGUGCCGAAGCUGAGAUGAACCUGGACAACAAGGAUUUCGACGAACGGCAACAUAAAUAUCGCCGCCUGCGUUGGAUACAGGAAGGUCACGAUCCGGAUGAAAUGGAGGCAAAGUGGAAGGAAGAAAUGAAAGUACGAGAGCAGGCGCGAAGAGAGCGUUUGCGGCAGGAGAAUGAAGAACGGCGCCAGCGAGACAAACAGACAAUGAGUAGCCCGUCCGUGGUGAAUGAUUCCCGAUUCCAAGCGGCCGCAGCAGAUAAAAAGUUUAAGAAGCGGAAAUUCAUUGCUCCCGAGAAGCUGAACGAGCUGAUAGAAAAGCGUAAAACCGAACCGGAGCGUAAGAAAUCUCGCGGCACAAAGAAAGUUACAAAAUGUAUGAAGAAAAAAACUAAGAUAGCAAAAUAA
Anopheles marshallii is the source of this 1590-nucleotide messenger RNA. It is a transcript of the gene Dbp45A, whose product is annotated as probable ATP-dependent RNA helicase Dbp45A. Gene Ontology annotation, molecular function: RNA helicase activity; ATP binding; nucleic acid binding. The record is from RefSeq and is a predicted model, not a curated record. Bases 1 to 1590 code for a protein of 529 amino acids. Lineage: Eukaryota; Metazoa; Arthropoda; Insecta; Diptera; Culicidae. The transcript is spliced from 3 exons.